Messenger RNA from Naegleria fowleri, 1155 nucleotides. RefSeq lists its product as uncharacterized. Bases 1 to 1155 code for a protein of 384 amino acids. NCBI's taxonomy places the organism in Eukaryota, Heterolobosea, Eutetramitea, Acrasida, Naegleriidae. Gene Ontology annotation, biological process: RNA 3'-end processing. Gene Ontology annotation, molecular function: nucleotidyltransferase activity. The record is from RefSeq and is a predicted model, not a curated record. The transcript has a single exon.
AUGAAGAUUCUCCCAGAGAAACUCAAAUCAAUGGAUAACUUUCUCGAUACUACGUAUACUCAAUCUAUCUUGAAGCUCUAUAAUUCUGAACUUCUCCCAACUCAAAAGGAAUUGGAGAAAAAGGAGGAAUUUUUCAAAACAUUUGAAAAAGCGAUCACUAAAAAAUGGAGUGAUGCUAAACUUUUCACGUUUGGAUCCUUUGCAAACGGUCUCUCAUUAAGGGGUAAUAGUGACAUUGACUUUUGCUUUAUUUUGACGCUCACUCCAGAAAGGAUGAGAAAAAAUUUCAAAGAAAUUGAAAAAGAAAGGAAACUCAUUGAAGAACAAAAGAAAGAAGAAAAAGGAAGUUCUAACAAAUUCAUGAAAUUACUCUCAGAGGAGCAAUAUCAUAAGAAAAAUUAUGUUUCUCAGUUGGCACAAUUUUUGGAAGCCAAACUCCACUAUUCAGAUGUACAAGGAAUCUUUAACGCAAGAGUACCCAUUGUCAAAUUCACUGAACCAAUAUUGAAAUUGCAUUGUGAUGUGGGUGUCAACAACAUUUUAGCUGUAUACAACACAAAACUUGUAGGAUUAUAUUGCGAUAUAGAUGUUAGAUGUAAGCAACUGAUAUUUUUCUUAAAGUUUUGGAUAAAACAACGAUGUAUCAAUGAUCCCUAUAGAGGAACUCUAAGUUCUUACUCUCUAGUCAUAAUGAUCAUUCACUUUCUUCAGCACAACAAGGUGCUUCCUUUUUUACAAGACAAAACAAUUUUUACAAAUAUGCCUUUACGAAAUAUUGACGGCAUGGACGGAAAUAUGUACGAUUGUUCAUUCGAAGAGUCGAAGGAAGAAAUUUAUUCCAAGUUUGAAAAGACAAAUACUGAUUCUGUUGGAUUGCUGCUUUUCAAAUUCUUUAAAUAUUAUGCAUUUGAAUAUAGAUUCAAAACUAACGUGAUCAGCAUUCGUCAGUCAGCCCAACCUCUCAUACCCAUAGAAGAAAAAAACUUCCCUCAUCCCUUUCGAGUGGAAGACCCAUUUGAGAUUGACUACAACACUGCCAAAAGUGUGAAUAAGAACGGGUUAAAAGCAGUUAGGUAUGAAUGUAUUAGAGCAUUUUACCUUAUCCAAAAACAAUCCAAUUUCAAGGAUGUUGUGUGUGCUAGAUUAAGCAAUUAA